GGUAUAGCGAGAAUACGGGGUGAAAAAAGAAAAAAGGUAGUAGAUUUUUGACGCAUGCGUUUUUCCUCGUUGUAUCGGUGUUCCAAAUAUGGCUCCUUAUGAAGAAUCAGCAGCAGAUGACCCCGUAUUUGGUUGUGUUUCAAAAGCUCAUCUCCGUUUUCAUCAUCUUCUUCCUUCGCCAUCUUCCCCAAACCCAAACCCAAACCCGCGCCACACGGCCCAAAUACACCACUUUUGAUACUCUCACUAUUCGCACACCCAACAACUUCAACGGAACGGAACCCCUUCCUCCUUCUUCCCCUUUCAUCCCAUUCCUAUGGCCAAGGGUUUCAGCUAAUAACACCCACGCGCCUACAUUCAGCGGAAGCAAUAGUGGUUUGUGAGGGUUUUCCCUCAGGAGUAGUUGGAACUGCAAGAGGGGGAACAGGAACCUGUGCUGUUGUAUAAUAACGAGUUUUAUAAUGGAAGAUUUGGGAGGUACCCGGUUCGAUGGCCUCAGCAGUGCUGUGAGGAGGAAGAGGAGUCAAACUUUGCGCCGGCCACGACCUGAUUCACAGCCUGCUUCAGAAGGUCAAGAAAUGUCUCCCUUGUCUUCGACGCCUUCAGAGGAUGUUGGCAAGGCCUCUAGUGAUGAGAAUGUUGGUUAUGAUGCGAAUUCCAAGAGAAAGGAAUUCAAUCUUAAUCACUGUGUCUCUCAAACCGUGUCUGCUACCGGAGCUGAAGAUGAUAAAUCCCAUAAAAAGAGUAAAAAGGAUGGAGGGUUCCAUGCGUUUUAUAAUAGUGAGCCUGGACGUAGUGGAUUGCAUAAUAAACGCUGUAGUGAAGGUGUUCUUGCUCCAGCAAAUUGGAAAGGUUCUAGCAAAGCAAAGGAUAGCUUGGAUUCAGAGUUGAGAAGCGUGGAUUUAUAUGGUGGAAGGAAUCCAGAGAGUCUGAGUUUGGGGCAAUUUGGUGGCUCUCAGGAUGGAUUGGGGAAUGAGAGCCGGGUUAAAAAGGUUAAACUCAAGGUUGGCGGGGUGACGCGUACUAUUCAAGCCAAUUCAGCAACCAAUGGUGCUUCAGGGAGUGGGUCAACAAUGAAGAGUUCUCGUUCAUUGGAUGCGUCCAGACCACGCCAAAAGCAACAGAGUAAUUCAGACGAUAAUAAUUCUCCUUCUGAGAAGAGGAGUGGUCUACAAGGUGUUCCGUGGAAGGAUUUCUCAAGAGGUGGUUUCGGUCUUGGGAAGGAGGAAUCGUCGAUGGGGAAGAUUUCUGGAAAGAACACAUCUAGUAAGGUGGGAGACAAGUCUGAACCGGUUCGUAAGAGCAAGCGAGUACCAAAGAGACGUGUACUUGAUGGAGAAUUUGGCGACGAUGAUGACGACGACGAUGAAAUUCGGUACUUGGAAAAGCUGAAAACGUCCAAAGUUUCUGCAGUCUAUAGAGAUGAAGAAGAAUUAAGCAAGAAACAUCGAAAACUAUCCAGUGUCUCUAAUAUGGAAAAUGCUGCCUCAACUAGGUCAGGCAAAGACGGUAAGAAAAGGUCUAGAUCUGAUAGAGUGUAUGAGGACACAGAUUAUGAGGACGAAGAGGAGUCAGGGUCUGAUGGUGAGGUUGAGGAUAAGAAAAAGAAAAAACAGAGGAAGGAAUCUGUUGAUGUAUUAAUGGACAGUAAGAGGGAAAUGACUCUUACAACUCGUCAACGUGCCCUUCAAUCAAGCAAAGAUGCAUCUGCAUCUGGUGCUAGUUUAAUCGAGUUUCCCAAUGGAUUACCACCUGCCCCACCUAGAAAGCAAAAGGAGAAGCUUUCAGAGGUAGACCAGCAAUUGAAGAAAGCUGAGGCUGCCCAGAGGCGUAGAAUGCAAGUUGAGAAAGCUGCCAGGGAAUCUGAGGCUGAAGCUAUCAGAAAAAUACUUGGUCAAGACUCCAGCAGGAAAAAGCGAGAAGAGAAAAUAAAGAAGCGCCAGGAAGAACUGGCACAGGAAAAGGCAGCCAAUGCACUAAUGCUUGCAUCAGAUACCAUCAGAUACACAAUGGGCCCAACUGGAACAAUUGUGACUUUUCCUGAGGAAAUGGGGCUUCCUAGCGUAUUGAACUCCAAACCUGUUAGUUAUCCCCCACCUCGCGAGAAGUGUGCUGGUCCAUCUUGUACAAAUCCUUACAAGUAUCGGGAUUCAAAAUCAAAGCUUCCUCUUUGCAGUCUCCAAUGCUACAAGGCUGUUCAGGAGAAGGUAGCGGCUGAAACUAUCUGUUGAUGCUGUCAUUGAUCAUCUAUCACUGGUUUCUGCCAGUUAUAUGGCACCGUCAUGUUUUUAUCUUUCACAGAGGCUUUUGCUAAGCAAUUGUCCAUUGAUCGUUUGGUAGAGAGCUCAUAUCGCGGAUUGUGCAUUUGCUUUAUUAUACUUUUUUUUUUUAAAUGCUGGUAUAAGAGGUUAUGUGAUAUUGGUAUCCAAUUAACUGGGAAUGGAUACAUAUAUAGCAUGGACAGACCUGUCUUGUUUUGUUUAUUACCCUGGCUUUUUUAGUAGGAAUACUAGAUGAGUCAUUUUGACGUUAACUUGCAAUAGGAAAAUUAAAGGAACUUGUAUGUUUUUGCGAUGAAUGCAUGGUUGCUCCUUUUAAAAUAGUUAA
Cajanus cajan (pigeon pea) is the source of this 2607-nucleotide messenger RNA. Its product is annotated as HIT zinc finger and PAPA-1-like domain-containing protein. NCBI's taxonomy places the organism in Eukaryota, Viridiplantae, Streptophyta, Magnoliopsida, Fabales, Fabaceae. Gene Ontology annotation, cellular component: Ino80 complex. Gene Ontology annotation, biological process: chromatin remodeling. The record is from RefSeq and is a predicted model, not a curated record.